ACACACGCACACGCAUAUACACAAGUACUGUUACGAUUUUUAUGAGUUCAUCGCCAAGUCUUGCUGCUGUACCUGCUUCUAUGAGUUUUCAAUUUUUACCUACUUUAGGGUGCUCACGGACCUGGUUUCUGUCCCUUCUCAGUCCUCGUACCUGGCCGCGGCAACCUGGGUCCGGGCAGGCGACGCUGAGGGCUCUGGGCUGACUCGGGGGUCUAGGCGGGGAGUUGCCAUGGCGCAGCGGAUUACCCCUGGAAGGGCCUCGGCACAGCCUGAGUUCUAUAAGCCCGGGACUGUGAGCUUCUCAGACGUAGCCGUGUACUUCUCUUCGGAGGAGUGGAGGUGUCUGCAGCCGGCGGAGAGAGCCCUGUACCGGGAGGUGAUGCGCGAGACCUACGGUCUUCUGGGCUCUUUCGGAAUCCGAGGCGCCAAACCAGCGCUCAUCUGCUGGGUGGAGGAAGAGACCGAACUGUGGGGACCCCGUGCCCAGGAUCCAGAAGUGGCCAUGUGCAAGACUGAAGUCCACUCAGAUUGCAGACAAGAGGAGAAAAGGAGGAAACCAAGGGAAGAGACUGAAGCAAUUCAGAGGACGUUUUCUACAGAAGCUGGGCCGAAGGAGCCAUGCCCCUCCUUUGCUGCUUCUCCGAGCUACCUGGAGCUGCUGUCCAAGGACCCUCAACAGGGUCAGCCCACUGUUCCUUUGCACGACACUGUCCUAAAAGCAGAUCAGCGUCAUGGGUGCCAUGUGUGUGGGAAGAGUUUUACCCGACAGUCCAAACUGGUGGAGCACCUGUACACUCACACAGGUGAAAAGCCGUUUCAAUGCUCAGAGUGUAACAAGUGUUUUGGCCGGGCUUCUUCCCUGAGCAUGCACCGAGCCAUUCACAGAAGAGAACGGCCUCAUUGUUGCCCUGACUGUGGGAAGAGUUUUACCCAGCGGUCCACAUUGGUGGCGCACAUGUACACUCACACAGGUGAAAAGCCAUUCCGUUGCCCUGACUGCAACAAAUCCUUCAGCUGGCCUUCUUCCCUGAGUACGCACCGGGCCAUUCACAGAGGGGAACGGCCUCAUUGUUGCCCUGACUGUGGGCGGGCCUUCACGCAUCGAUCUGGCCUCAUUACCCAUCUCCGAGUCCACACUGGGGAGAAGCCUUACUGUUGCGCUGAUUGUGGACGCUGCUUCAGCCAGAGCUCUGGGCUCAGUGAGCAUCAGCGGGUGGUGCACAGCGGCAUGACCCCGUUUAGUUGCACACACUGUGGCAGAGCCUUUGCCCGUGCCGCAUAUCUUCGGUGCCAUAUGCGCACCCAUACGGGUGAAAAGCCUUAUUCAUGCCCUGACUGUGGACGCUGCUUUCGCCAGGGCUCUGACAUGGCAGCCCACAGGCGGACCCACAGCGGCGAGCGUCCUUACCCCUGCCCUCAGUGUGGCAGAGGCUUUCCCACGAAGUCAGCUAUGACGAAGCAUCAAUGGGUCCAUCGGCCAGGAGCUAAAGGUCACAGGGACAGAAAAGCCAGUCAGUUAUCUGUAGCCCUGGGCACUGGCCAAGAGGACCCGGACCCACCUGUGGGCUUCCAGCUUUACCCAGAGAUCUUCCAGGAGUGUGGGGCAUGGUCCUAAACGUGCCGACAUAGAGGGUGAAAUGUGUACACUGUGUGAAGCCCAGAGGCCUGAACCUAUAGCAUCCUCCAGAAGUCACAGGCGUUCUAGCAAGUGCUGGUCCUGGGAACAGGAUACAAUCUUCUAGGUGGUUACCAGAUGCAUCUGCCCACACCUGGAUCCUGAGUCUAUUGGGCUGGGGUGGGAAACCCCACUAGAACUCUGUAUGAGAAGUUUCCCGGCUCAGAAGUAUUGAGAGGCUUGAGUUUGAAGAGAGCCUUAUUGAAGCCAUGGCCUCUUUAAUGCAGAGGCUAACGUCGAUGGCUCUGUGAAUUGAGCCAGCUGAGUUUUCAGGGAUUGAGUUACUGGUCAGGAGCCUGGUGUGGUGGUGCCUGCCUAUGAUCCCCUCACUGGGGAGGUAGAGACAGAAGAUCAGGAUUGAGAACAGCUUGGGUCACCUGAGACUCUAUCUAAAGAUUAAUACCAAGUGAGAUUAAUUAAGGUUUAAAAAUCAAAGAAUCUCUCACACGUGCCAAAGGCCCAAGUUUCUAGGUCCCCUUUUAAAAAACAACCCAAAAUAUUCAACCAAGCAGAGAGAGAAAAGUUCUAGGUUCCAUUCUCAGUGCUGUCUAUACUGGCUGGGCUGGCACGUGCUUGAUUCUAGCACUUGUCAGUUGGUGUCAGGGGUAGAGUCAGAGGUUUAUCUGUGGCCAGCUCUAGAGCAGCACUGCCAGCUGCAGCCUGCAUUAGACCUGCACUGCUUAGUUGAGAUUUGGGGUCUGCAUGUUCCUCCUUGGCUGACGGGGAAAACAGCUCAUCAUUUUUCCUGGGGCACCUCAAGCCAGGCCCCAAGGCUGUUUCCUGAUGCUAAGAAAUGACCUUGAAUGUCUCUCUUUGCCUACACUCACUGGUCCAGUGGCAAACCCUGACACAUCGCCUGCACAACCCUAGAUGCCGAGGCCUCCUUUCUGGUUUAUAUUUAGGAAAACCAUUGCCCUUAGAGAAGCCUGGUUCACACUCUUGUUGUAAAUGAGAAUGUUCCCCACAGUUAAAGCACCAAGCAUUUUGAGAGCUGAGAUCUUUAGUGGCUGCAUCACAGUCUCUCUGCAAAUGACUGAAUUUCCUUCAGUUAACACACUGGGCAGUUUGAUAUUGGAGACCUCUGGCUAUACCUUGAUUUGAUGUUAGCAUGUGACAUGUUAGAACCAAUAUUGGUUGUACCCUUUUUCCUCUCCUCCAUAGGUGCUGCCGUGCCUUUAUGCUAAGGUCUCUAUCAACAGCUGCCUCAAUUCAGGGUCUGAUAGGGCUUUGUUCACAGCUGAGAAUAAUCUUUGGGAGGAAAAACAUCAGUGAAGGCUUCUGCAGAGCCUUGUAUAAUCUUUGUAAAAAGGGUGGACCUUUUCUCAGGCUCAACUUUAUCCCGAGCUCGUCCAGCUGCUAAGUGACAUUGUUCUCUAGUAGCAUCAUUAAACUUAAUCUGUUUUUAUUAUGAGAGUACUGCCCUUCAACUAGCAACUGGCCUUUUCCUGUAUGCAUUCCUUGUGCUUUGUUUCGCUGUUCAGUAUUCGAAGCUUCUUCCCUCCACCAGGUUAACUUUUGCCACCAUGGGCCAACCUCUGGUACAGCUGUCACCAGUACCUUCCAAGCUUGGGGAAUCAUUCUGUUUUGAAUAGCCCAGUUAUUUAGAAUUUGCAUAUGGCAUAUGCAUCCCCUUUGGGGGGGAAAUGGCUUCUUUAAACUGUCUUAGAUUAUCAUUUCUAUAGGACGACAUCCUAUCACAGCAAAGCCUUGUUCCACACCAUUAGGAGACAUGUUGUAUGACUACUGGGACAACUCACAGUGAUCUUGUAACCCUGGGCCAACCCCCUCCCACUCUGGUGGUGCAGUUGGUUGGGGAUUAAAACUUUCUUUAAAA
Molecule: messenger RNA, 3509 nt
Organism: Rattus norvegicus (Norway rat)
Lineage: Eukaryota; Metazoa; Chordata; Mammalia; Rodentia; Muridae
Gene: Zfp764
Product: zinc finger protein 764
Exons: 3
Coding region: 230-1615 (461 amino acids)
Biological process (GO): regulation of DNA-templated transcription
Cellular component (GO): nucleus
Source: RefSeq, marked validated